This is a messenger RNA of Cryptomeria japonica (Japanese cedar), 2294 nucleotides long. RefSeq lists its product as uncharacterized. Gene Ontology annotation, molecular function: phosphatidylinositol binding; metal ion binding. The coding region runs from base 290 to 1945 and encodes 551 amino acids. The transcript is spliced from 7 exons. The record is from RefSeq and is a predicted model, not a curated record. Lineage: Eukaryota; Viridiplantae; Streptophyta; Pinopsida; Cupressales; Cupressaceae.
AAAUUGAAGUUCUUUUCGGCUUUGGCAUGCCUUUUCAAACCAAACACUCAACCCAAACCGUGCGGGAGGCCUGUCUGAAUAGAAAAAAGCAAUUAUUAGAUAACAAAACUAUUUCAUGGACAGUAUCAUUUUAGGGCUUCUCAGGCACGAGUUCAUCGAUUCAGACUGCUUUCCAGCAGGGCGAUUUUAAGGUUUUUAGUGCAGUUUCAGCUGCUUUGCGAGAGCUUCUGAGUUUCGAAUCGUCAAUUCAGCCUCUUUCUCCAUUUGUAUUAUUUUUUGUAGUUUUCUGAUGGAGAGAGGUGGACCCUAUCCACUUGUUGGGAUAGAUGUAGAUGCUGAAUCGGAAGAGAAGUUUUAUGAUAUGGAUUCUUCUGUUCAUUCAUACAGAGAACUGGGAAACUCAUUCACUAGCUCUAAGAUGGAGGAGAGUGCAGAUGUGGAUCCUCUGAAUCAAACCCUUAGCGACUCUCAUACAGUAAGUCAUGCUGACAGAAAUUUUGAUGCUGAAACAUCUUUGGACUCAGAGCUUCCACAGAAACAUGACUGUUAUAUUCAAAAUGACGAGCUAGAUGAGGCAAAAGAAAUUGAUGCACAUAGAGAUGGUAAUUUAGGGCGUAGAUAUUUCUACUAUGACUCUCCUCUUUUGGAGGAGACUGGUGCGUGGAUACCCGUGUCUGUUCCUCCAAUGUCAGAGAGUGACCAUGAAGAAUGGUACAGAGAUCAGGGUGUAAAUGGGGGAUAUCUUCCUGAGGAUGAUAUUGGAUGGCAAUAUGCAAAUCAGGAAUUGACACUUUGGACUGUUAUUAGUGAGAUGCUGGCAGUGAUGUCUGCAAAGGCUAGUUCUUUUGCAGGAGCAAAAUGUCGGUCAUCUAUAUCUCCUUUUGCGAAUCAUAUGCCAAAACGUAUCUUAGAGCAGGCUUGGAGAGAGAUGGCUCAAACCCUUACAGAUACAUCUUUUAACAACAUAAAGGAUAUUUUGGAAGCUGAGCCCACAAAAUGGUUAGCUGACAGUGCAGCUUCUGCAUGUAUGCUAUGUAAUUCACAAUUCCAUCCAAUCAUGCGUCCAAGGCACCACUGUAGGUUCUGUGGUCUAAUAUUUUGUGGUGUUUGUUCUAGAGGAAGAAGUUUGUUGCCUGUGAAAUUUCGUACAAAUGAUCCACAGCGAGUUUGUGAUGUAUGCUGGGUGAGGUUGGAAUCAGCACAAGGUCUACUGGAGAGACAAGUCAGCCAUGCAGCACAGGAGGCAAUACAUGAUGUGACUGAUUUGAGCACUCUAAGAUCUUGGGUAAAUAUUCCUUGGGGACAAUCAAUGGAAAAUGAAAUUUAUAAGGCCACUAACACACUCCGUGACUUUGUCAAGAUAGGUUAUAUAAGACCUGAAAGAUCAAUUCCAGACGCUGUACUACGUGGAGCUAAAGGUUUGGCUCUUCUCACUGUUGUAAAAGUGGGCAUUAUGGUAACCUAUAAGGUGGGAACAGGAUUAGUUAUUGCUCGGAAAGAGGAUGGAUCUUGGUCUCCACCAUCUGCUAUCUCUUCUAUUGGUGUUGGCUGGGGAGCUCAGGCUGGGGGAGAAGUGACAGACUUUGUAAUUGUCCUCCGAACAGAAGAGGCAGUAAAGACUUUUGGUGGGAAUAUACAUUUCUCUAUAGGCGCUGGUCUCAAUGCUGCUGCAGGUCCAAUUGGAAGAGUGAUUGAAGCGGAUUUACGUGCUGGAGAUGGUGGUUCUGCAGCUUGUUACACUUACAGUUGCAGCAAAGGUGCUUUUGUCGGUUGCUCACUUGAAGGAAAUAUUGUCAGAACUCGAACCUCAACAAAUGUACAAUUUUAUGGGAACUCAUCUAUUAAAGCAUCUGAUAUUCUUUUUGGGUCAAUUCCAAGGCCAACAGCAGCUGCUCCUUUGUACAAUGCUUUGUCAGAAUUGUUUAACAAGCUUCAGAUCUCAUAAGUCAUGAUGAGAAUACAAAUUGUGCAGCUUACCUUUGUUCAUGAUGUAUAUAAUUCAUUAUUUUUAUUUGGCACAGGCUAUUUGCUUGAUUGGACUUUUAUAUUGGGAAUGUUGUAUAUAAAUGUGUCCAUGUAUUUAUUUAUCUCAUGCUACUGUUACUUAAUGACUACAGUCAAUAUGUACAAGCUAACAAAGUGUGUUCCCUAUUCCACGGCCACAACGUUACAGGGUUCAAUUGGAUAAAUAUUUGUAACUUUGCAAUUCAAUUUCUGGUCUAUUGUGUUUUCUUCGAUAUUCUUUGAAGAAGAAAUCAAUAAUGAUAAAAAGUCAUGUACUCGCUUGACCUGCA